Messenger RNA from Jaculus jaculus (lesser Egyptian jerboa), 3021 nucleotides. RefSeq names its product matrix metallopeptidase 2 (gene Mmp2). Gene Ontology annotation, cellular component: extracellular matrix. Bases 285 to 2273 code for a protein of 662 amino acids. Gene Ontology annotation, biological process: proteolysis; tissue remodeling; response to hypoxia. Gene Ontology annotation, molecular function: metalloendopeptidase activity; zinc ion binding. The record is from RefSeq and is a predicted model, not a curated record. NCBI's taxonomy places the organism in Eukaryota, Metazoa, Chordata, Mammalia, Rodentia, Dipodidae. The transcript has 13 exons.
GCCCGCCCUAGUUUCCGCUGCUUCUAGACUUCCUCCGGUGGUGGCUGGAGGCUAUGCAUCUGGGGCUUUAAGGAUACAAAGGGAUUGCCAGGCUCUGCAAGCACGAGCAGCGGGCUGGGACGCAGGGCCCCAUCAUGAGCCCUUGAACCCGGUGCAGCCCCAGCAGCCGAGCCAGAGGACUCCUGGAACUCUGCUUGGAGCAGGCGCCAGCCAGGCGGCGACGCGGCCACACGCACCGAGCCAGCGACCCCGGGGGCGGCUUGCGGGGGCCCCGGAGCGCAACGAUGGAGGCGCGAGUGGCCUGGGGAGCGCUCGCCGGUCCCCUACGGGCUCUCUGCGUCCUGGGCUGCCUGCUGGGCCGCGCCAUCGCCGCACCCUCGCCCAUCAUCAAGUUCCCCGGCGAUGUUGCCCCCAAAACGGACAAAGAGUUGGCCGUGCAAUACCUGAACACCUUCUACGGCUGCCCCAAGGAGAGUUGCAACUUGUUUGUGCUGAAGGACACCCUCAAGAAAAUGCAGAAGUUCUUCGGGCUGCCCCAGACAGGUGACCUUGACCAGAAUACCAUCGAGACCAUGAGGAAGCCUCGCUGUGGCAACCCGGACGUGGCCAACUACAACUUCUUCCCCCGCAAGCCCAAGUGGGACAAGAACCAGAUCACAUACAGGAUCAUUGGCUACACCCCUGACCUGGACCCUGAGACAGUGGACGAUGCCUUCGCCCGGGCCUUCCAAGUCUGGAGCGAUGUGACUCCUCUACGGUUUUCACGAAUCCAUGAUGGGGAGGCUGACAUCAUGAUCAACUUCGGCCGAUGGGAACAUGGAGAUGGAUAUCCCUUCGAUGGCAAGGAUGGGCUCCUGGCACAUGCCUUUGCUCCGGGCACUGGUGUUGGGGGAGACUCCCACUUUGACGAUGAUGAGCUGUGGACUCUGGGGGAAGGACAAGUGGUCCGAGUGAAGUAUGGGAACGCGGACGGGGAGUACUGUAAGUUCCCGUUCCUGUUCAAUGGCCGGGAGUACAACAGCUGCACGGAUACAGGUCGCAGUGAUGGUUUCCUCUGGUGCUCUACCACCUACAACUUCGAGAAGGAUGGCAAGUACGGCUUCUGCCCACACGAAGCCCUUUUCACCAUGGGUGGCAAUGCGGAUGGACAGCCCUGCAAGUUCCCGUUCCGCUUCCAGGGCACCUCCUACAACAGCUGCACCACCGAGGGACGCACCGACGGCUACCGCUGGUGCGGCACCACUGAGGACUAUGACCGCGACAAGAAGUAUGGAUUCUGCCCCGAGACAGCUAUGUCCACUGUGGGUGGGAAUUCGGAAGGUGCCCCCUGUGUCUUCCCCUUCACCUUCCUGGGCAACAAGUAUGAGAGCUGCACCAGUGCUGGCCGCAGUGACGGGAAGAUGUGGUGUGCGACCUCGACCAACUACGAUGAUGACCGGAAGUGGGGUUUCUGCCCUGAUCAAGGGUAUAGCCUGUUCCUUGUGGCAGCUCAUGAGUUCGGCCACGCUAUGGGUUUGGAGCACUCACAGGAUCCUGGGGCUCUGAUGGCACCCAUCUACACCUUCACCAAAAACUUCCGCCUGUCCCACGAUGACAUCAAGGGCAUCCAGGAGCUCUAUGGGGCCUCCCCGGACACUGACAUUGACACUGGCACCGGCCCCACUCCCACACUGGGACCAGUCACUCCUGAGAUUUGCAAACAGGACAUUAUCUUUGAUGGCAUUGCUCAGAUCCGUGGUGAGAUCUUCUUCUUUAAGGACCGGUUCAUUUGGAGGACAGUAACUCCACGCGACAAGCCCAUGGGCCCCCUGCUGGUGGCCACAUUCUGGCCUGAGCUCCCAGAAAAGAUUGAUGCUGUGUACGAGGCCCCGCAGGAGGAGAAGGCUGUCUUCUUUGCAGGGAACGAGUACUGGGUCUAUUCUGCCAGCACCCUGGAGCGAGGAUACCCCAAACCACUCACCAGCUUGGGGUUGCCUGCUGACAUCCAGCGAGUAGAUGCUGCUUUUAACUGGAGCAAGAACAAGAAGACUUACAUCUUUGCUGGAGACAAAUUCUGGAGAUAUAAUGAGGUGAAAAAGAAAAUGGAUCCUGGCUUCCCCAAGCUCAUCGCAGAUGCCUGGAAUGCCAUCCCGGAUAACCUGGAUGCAGUGGUGGACCUCCAGGGUGGUGGUCACAGCUACUUCUUCAAAGGUGCAUAUUACCUGAAGCUGGAGAACCAAAGUCUGAAGAGCGUGAAGUUCGGGAGCAUCAAAUCGGACUGGCUGGGCUGCUGAGCCUGUGUGGCUCCCACAGGCCCCUCAUCUCUGUCCCUCUGCACACCAGGCCAGGGGCACCAGGGAAGGAUGCAGAGGGCCCUGGCAGUGAGCUCUGUAAUUAAUCUCCAUUUUCACCUUCACCUGGUGACUUAAGAUUUCAGACAGCGACUUCUUAUGCCCAAAGAAAGGUGCUGAUUAUACCCCUCCCAGGUGCCCUUUCCCUUUCCAGCCCCUCAAGAGAUGCUUGGGUAUUCUCAAUGCAGCCCUGCUUUGGGCUGCCCGGUGCUGCCCCACCUCAGGCUCUUCUCCCUCCACAACCUUUAUGGCUCCCAGCACUCUUGGAGUCAACCAAGACUGUCUUAAGAGGGCACUGGUGGCCCGACAGCAUGGCAUGGAGCAGUGGGAUCGAGGUGUAUCCAGGUGGCAACUCACAGCACCUGGCUUCUCACUGCUGGCUGCCCUAGAACAUUCCUCCCUACACUUGUUGCACACACCUUGUUCUUUUCUCUCAAUCUUCCUACUUUUCUACUUUAUCACAUUUCUCGACAGGACUCAGGUUGUCUGAAGUCACUGCUCAAUGCAUCUCAGCCGACAUAGUAAUGGUUUCCUUGUUCACUCUGUCUAGAAUGCCCUACCCGGUCUCUUCCUCCACUGGAUGGAGGAAAACCAAGCCAGCUGUGGCUUCCUGCACAGUCCUUUCCACCUCCCCCCUCAACAGUGCCCCAAUGGGAAAUGGCAACAAGUAUAAAUAAAAACAUUAAUUGAG